Messenger RNA from Colletotrichum orchidophilum, 2580 nucleotides. RefSeq lists its product as uncharacterized. The record is from RefSeq and is a predicted model, not a curated record. Lineage: Eukaryota; Fungi; Ascomycota; Sordariomycetes; Glomerellales; Glomerellaceae. The coding region runs from base 1 to 2580 and encodes 859 amino acids. The transcript has 15 exons.
AUGUCCGAUGUCAGAGAUGCCAUCUCAGAUAUAGCCAACGGCGUAGACGCCCACACCUCCACGCAGACUUCCGAUACCCCAGACACUGCAGAGCCUCUGUUGCAGCCACGACCCCCUCGGCGUUCACGGGCGGCGUCCAGAACAAGCCUUGUGCCUCACGAUGUCAAGGACGAGGAACUUCCAUUGAACCGCUUCCACGACGCAGCAUUUCAAAACGCCUUUGGCGAUGCGAAGGCCCUGAUGUCUCAGUUAGUCGAUGUCUUGGAAGGUAGUCCUCUCCACAUCAGCCCUGACUCCACCAUCAAGAAACUGCAUCGUCAAGCACAAGAAUUGUCUCGUUUUCAGUGUCCGUCAACUCGAAUCGUAGGUCUCGUUGGGGACUCUGGUGUUGGGAAAAGCAGCGUUCUGAAUUCGCUUCUGGACCAAGAGGGAUUAGCCAGAACCAGCAACAGCGGAGCUGCGUGUACUUGUGUUGUUACCGAAUAUCACUACCGUACCGGAACCAGCUUCCUCGUCGAGGUGGAGUUAUUCACGUACGAAGAACUCAAGAUGCAAGUUUCAGAACUGCUGCAGUCUUACCGACUUUUUCACUUGCACGCGGGUGAAAUGGAUACCCACGAGGUCAGCGAUUCCGGAGAGCAAGCUGGUGUCGCUCGCGAUACCUUCCGAGCAAUGUUCCGAGGUCGGCUUGAUAGUGAGGAUUUCCUAACAACAGAGCCGGAGGACCUUGUGUCGUCAACUCUGGAAUCAUGGCUGAAUGAAGUGAUUCCAAAUGUCGGCGGUGGGCAUACGAUACACACUCUUGAAGAAUGCUCGAGCCUCUUGAUGCGGCUGACGUCCGAGGUGGCGGGGGUACGUGGGCCUGCAGUUUGGCCUUUUAUUCGAAAGAUCAAAGUGUCUCUCGACUCUCAUAUCCUGAGCAAGGGACUUGUGCUCGUGGAUCUGCCUGGGCUUCGGGACUUGAACUCGGCGCGUAGACGUAUUACGGAGCGAUAUCUGAUCGAGUGCGACGAAAUUCUUGCCAUUUGUAACAUAGGGCGUGCAACCACCGACGCUGGCGUUGCAAGCGUUUUCCAACUCGCAGAGAAGGCGGGCUUGUCCAACGAUAUCCGCGCCACGGAGGCGAAGAAGGACUGGAAAGGCCAGCAUGCAAAACGAAUACAACAAUUAAGCGACGCAGUUACAACCACGCAGAUUCAGAUUGACGAGAAGAACCUUCAGCUGGCGGAUUACGAAGACGAUGAGCUGACGGAAAAGGAAAAGGACGAAUGGAUCAAAAUACAACACGGGUUAAGAAAAGAAAGGAAGACUCUGCAACAGAAGAGAUUUGAACUCAAGCAGUAUCUCAUCGAGACUCGAAAUGUGGCUGUCACUAGACAGCUCCAAGUUGAAUACGGCGACAAGGUGCCGUCCGGCGUUUUGCGCGUGUUCUGCGUGAGCAACACCGACUACUGGGCGAAGCGCAGGCUAUCGCGGGACGAGGCGCUCCCCUCGCUGCGACUGAGCGGCAUCAUCACGCUGCGAAAACACUGCCUCGCCAUCAUCGCAGACACUCAGCUUACAAUCGCCACCAAAUUUGUCGUCAAUGACAUCCCGGCUUUGAUCGGCGACGUCGCGCUGUGGAUUCAGUCCGGCGCCGGAAGUGCGGAUGCAGAGCAGAAACGAAUUGUCCGCGAGACUCUUGAUAAUGUUGAUCGUCGGCUCAGAAGGGCCUUGCUGGGGCGAGGAUCAGACCUAAGCCGUAUCGGCAAGAUGAUCAAAGGAGAGUUCAAAACUCGUGUCUAUGACGAGCAACGCAUUGGUGAGUGGAGUGAGGAAGCCGUCGCCGCUGGCGAUGACUGGAAAGACUGGCAUUCGAUGAGCUACGCUGCGUUCUGUCGCAAGUAUGGUAACCACUGCACUGACAAGAUUGGAUAUCGCGACUGGAACGCAGAGAUCAUCUCCGGCAUGGUCGCGAACCUGACUCCAAAGUGGGACCGACUCUGUUCAUUCUUCGUGAACGAACUGGAGAGAAACGUCACACUUGUCGAUUCUGCUGUUGAUCAGGCACUUGAGUACAUUGAAGCAGAGUUUGAAACCUUCCCACGAUCGGCCGUGACUAUCAGUCAAGCGCUGCUUUCCCGCAAGGCUAUCCUCACCUCCAAGGUGCAAGCUUUGUGCGAUAAUUUCAGCGUUGACCUCGGGACUGUUCGAAUCGAUGCUCUUACCGGAAUUCGGACCUCUCUCAUAGGAGAAGCAAUGGAAAGAUCGUACAGAUCCUGCAACCACGAGUUCGGAGGCGGAAGCGACCAGAGACGGAAGAAAAUCAUCAAUGACACGAUCAAGCGACACGACCUUUUCCAGACACACAUGCGAGACUUCAGAAGACGAGUGGAUGCUUUGGCCGAUGAACUGCAGGCCAGUAUAGAGGCUAACAUUCAAGUUAACCUCAUUGUUAUCGAGGCGUCUUUUGACCUGAUCAGAAACGAGAACAUAGCGACGGAAAGCGAGGGAAACCCGGUGCUCAGGCGCCGCUUGGGUGAUGAGAUCGCCACGGCUGAGGAACAGCUAGGACGUAUCAAGGAGGCUAUGCAUUUGUGA